AUGACGAUGGAAGAAGAUAUUGGUGACAAGCCAUGGAACUGUUCGAAGAAAAAGAAGAAGAUGAAUGAGGUUCCAAUCAAGGUAGAGCAAAAAAUAAUGAGGAUUCUUGUGGUUUUUAUAGCUAAAGAGUUCAAACUCCUCAGUUUGAAUGGACUAGCCUACUGGAACCGUUUUACAAUGCAUACCAUUUGCUCAAGAUCACACGGAGUUAAAGAUAUUGUCUUUUCGGCAUCAUGUCAUGUAAAAGCAAUGCAGCCAUGGAAAAACCUCACUGUUCAUUGGCUAUACUUCAUGUCUCCAAUGCAUCUAUUACUCUGUCUUUUUUUUGCCUGCGUUAGUGUCUUGUGCCAGCCUACUAGUGUUGCAUGGCCACCAUGUACCGAAGGACAAAAGUGCACUAAUAUUGUAAGUUCCCGUGGGUACUCUUCAUCUGUGGCGGGCUUUUGUGUCAAUGGUGUCUGUGAUACAAAUGUAAAAUGUGGCGGAUGUGAACAAAAAGCCAUCAAUGGGCGUUGUUGUGGCAAGGGAAUAAUGAAUGCAAGCGGUACGAUUGUAACUUUCAGCAAUGUGUCGGUGGGAAAUGUGUCCCUGAAAGACCUGGGAUCAAUUGUGGUGACUGAUUGUGUUAUUGCCGUACUUACAGUCAAUGUUCACAAAAGAGUGAUUGCAAAGCGAAUCAGAAAUGUUGUGCUAAGGGUUCGAGAGGUCUUUGUUACAGGAUUGAUCUGUAUCCUUCUUGUCCACCUGGUUCUCAUUAUGUGUGAGCCAUCUUAA
This is a messenger RNA of Halteromyces radiatus, 774 nucleotides long. RefSeq lists its product as uncharacterized. The record is from RefSeq and is a predicted model, not a curated record. The coding region runs from base 1 to 774 and encodes 257 amino acids. NCBI's taxonomy places the organism in Eukaryota, Fungi, Mucoromycota, Mucoromycetes, Mucorales, Cunninghamellaceae. The transcript is spliced from 6 exons.